GAAAACUUAUUAUUUCAGAUUUUCCACUAUUUUCCAUCAUCAACAUUCCAACAUUCCACAUUAGCAUUUCACAUACUGUCCCAAUGUUUUUGGACUUGGGUUUAUAUAAUGGAAUUUUGUAUGAAUUAAAAUCAUUAUUUUGUUAAUAUUGAAAGCAGCAACACUACUCAGGAGAGGAAAAUGAUCAAAUCUGGUGUGUGUUAAGACUAAAAUAAUAAUUUAAAAGUCAGAGGGCCGCACCCUCUGGCAUUAGAAACUAUGGUUUUUCAUAUAACAGCAGAAAUAGGAAGUGAACAGACUUCCUUCAGCAUAGAUUCCACCUUCUUUGCAACACCACCUUUUCUGUAGGAAUUACUGCUUUCUGCUAACUCUCGUUUCUUUUAAGGUAACAGUGCAGCUUUGAGAGGACCAGUAUUUCCACCGUCGUGUUUUCCCCCUCAGGAGAUCAAGCGCAGCAGUACAGUCAGUCAUGCAGUCCUGCAGUUCCGCUCUCUGUAUCCUGAUCUUACUGAUCUCUACAUUCACUACGGUGUCUGAAUCAGCUUUUCCUCUGGUAAAGGUGGGGUUUCUUGGUUCUGCUACUCUGCCCUGCUCUGAGAGAUGCUCUGGUUUGGUCAGAUGGACUGUGUUCACUAAACCCACUGAUGUUCUGGCUGAGUGUGAUCAGACUUCAUGUAGAUCAGUGAAGGAGGGAUAUCAGAUGAUCCAUGAUCAGUACCUGAAGGGGAAUCUCUCUCUCACCAUCACUGACGCUGAUUUCACUAAGAGAGGCUGGUACACGUGUCAGUGUGAUGGUAGAGAGAUAUAUCACUGGGAUCUUCAGGUUGAGCCCUUAAAAACUUCAGUUCAGAUAGAGCCUGGUGAAUCUCUGUUGAUGAAGUUGGACGUAUCAGAUCCAGUGGAGGUGAUUUAUAACAGCACAGAUCCAGCUGGACCAUCCAGCGAUCAGAUCUGUACAGUGAAUGGAAACUCACUACAGUGUAAACCUGAAUACACACACAGAGUGUCACUAAUAACAUCUGCCCUUGAACUGAGAAAAAUGACUCCAUCUGACAGGGGCAAUUAUAUUAUAAUGGACAUUAAUAAGGAGGCCAUUCAUAUCUACACAGUGACCGUUCAGGAUGAACAGCCCUGUGUGUGCGGAGAUCAGGGAGCUGCUGUGCCAGUCUGGGCGUUCGUCCUGUUGCUGGUUGUGUGUGUAGCAUUAUGGGGAGUGAAUAUGUGGUUGUGGAGAAGAAAUCUGCUCCUCCAGAAGAGAUGUGAAAGCAAUGGACUAAACAACCACGGUGCAGAAAAUAUGAAGAGCCUGUCAACCCUCACUAAUAAGCUGAAGCAAGAUAGUUCCUGAUCUCUCUCCGUCUUUCUCUUGCUCUCUUUCUCUUCUCUUUUAAAUAGACUGCGUGAGUGUGUGUGUGUGUGUGUGUGAAGCUUACAGAGAGAAACAGAGAGUUAUCCAGAACGUUCUUUCUUCCAUUUGUUUGAAUAUGCACCUUCUUUAAGGUUCUACAUAUAAGAACUGGAUGAUGUUUAGUGAGUGGGCACAGCGGGGUCUACAACACCACCUGUACAUGUAGAGCCCGUUUCACUAAUUUCUCCACUCCACACUGUUGUGUUUAGUUCUGCUUCAGUGCUGUACUCAGUAUGAUUUCAUUGAUUGUAAUACUUGAAUAUACUGAUUCCAGUACUGAAUAUAAUGAGCUUGCUAAUGUUAUGAAAAAAAUAAUGUAGGUAGAUAAUAUCUAAAGGCAAUUAACUGUACAGUUUUACUGUACAUGAAACAAGCAUAUAUCUUUUUUGCAGGAUGUUAAUAUAAUGGUAAUAAACCCAUUCUAAGCCAUGUUCCAGCAUAUCACUGUUGUCGGAAGAAAACCUCCAAAAUGGUAACUUUACAGGAGAAGGAAAAAACCUACAUUUCUUUUAAUGUAAGUCAAUGGAACCAGACUUUUUUCCAGGUCAUU
Molecule: messenger RNA, 1958 nt
Organism: Colossoma macropomum (tambaqui)
Lineage: Eukaryota; Metazoa; Chordata; Actinopteri; Characiformes; Serrasalmidae
Exons: 5
Coding region: 470-1348 (292 amino acids)
Source: RefSeq, a predicted model, not a curated record